AUGGCACGCCAAGUAAAAGAAUCUGCCUACAUAUUUGUCGGUGGCAUUCCCUUUGACCUCACCGAAAGCGAUAUCCUCGCAGUUUUUUGCCCAAGAGCUGCCAACACGGGUUGGGGUCAUCAGGAUAAGAAUUCAAGAUGGGGGCAUGAUAAGUUUGAGGGUUCAAAAAGGAAGGAGAGAAGAUUUAAUGAUCAAGAAGGCUUUGGAUUGGGGAAUAGGAAUCCAAGUUCUAGGGAAAAGGGCAAUAACAGGGUGAUGGAAAGCCAUUCCAGGGAAUGUAAAGGGAGGGAUGACAAGAGAAUGCGAAGACACGAUGAUGAUGAAAUUAAGCUCAAGUCAAGGGAUGACCAUGAUAAGAAGCAAGAAAACAGAUUCAGAAAACAAUAUGAAGAUGAUGAAUUUGAGCCUAAGGCUAGAGAUAAUCGUGACAGGAGGGAAGAAAAAAGACCAAAACAGUAUGAUGGUAGUGCACCAAAGUCAAAGGUUGAUCUGGCUAGGAGAGAAGAGAAAAGAUCAAGGGAGAAUGAUGGCUAUGAUUCUAGGAGGGAAGAAAGGAAAUUUAGAAGGUACGAUGAUGGUGAAAAUGAGCCAAGAUCAAGAGAAGAUUAUCAUAUGAGGGAAGAAAAGAAAUCAAGAAGGCAUGAUGAUGAUGAAGUUGAACCAAGGUCUAGAGGAGAACAUGACGGCAAGGAAGAAACGCGAUCAAGAAGGCAUGAAUCAAGGUUCUCAUUGAGAGGAGACCAGGACCAAGUAUCCAAUGACAAAUGGUCUAACCCUGAAAAGGAUUUAUCCUCCCACUAUCGUGGUGAGAGAGAUGGUUACCAACGAAGGCGAGAUAGAUAACAACAUUAUGCAUCAUAAUGGAACUUUGAGCUCACCUGUUUCCUUAGGUUUCACGAAACAUGCAAUGGUUACUUUUUUCGGUUUAGUUGAUGUCCUUGAAUAAUCAGAACCUAGAGAUAUGGUCUAGUAUGAUUUUGAAUCUGUCACUUAUAAAUGGGGGAGAUGCAAUGUAUUUCAGGAUACUUGUGUUCGUGUAUACGACGAUAUCAAUAGUUUAAGGGUAUGUUUGCAUGGAGGUCGAUCGAAGGGAAUGAAGGGGAGGAAAUGAAAAGUAUUUUCGAUUCUCA
Messenger RNA from Carica papaya (papaya), 1130 nucleotides. The record is from RefSeq and is a predicted model, not a curated record. Lineage: Eukaryota; Viridiplantae; Streptophyta; Magnoliopsida; Brassicales; Caricaceae.